UGAACGCGAUUUGUGAAAACAUGUCCGCCUUUUGUGUUUUUUGACGUAAAUAUUGGUUAAAAUCCUUCUGUGUUUGCAUCUGCGUGGUGAUUUUCGGUGCUUUAUCAGUUUUAUAAUGUGUGUGAAAGUGUUGUGAUCAGUUCAUAUGCGGCUGUUAUACAAAACAGGACCGAUGGAGUCACUCAGAAAAUGGUUCUACAAACCAAGGAGAGACGACCGUUCUCUGCUCGCGCAGUUUUUCUUCGCUGACGACGCUCUCAACAUGAUAGCAGCGGAGUUGGACUCCUUCGACGGUCGCAAGGACCCCGAGAGGUGUUCCACGCUGGUCAACCAACUACGGCACGCGCAGGACAGAGUGCUCAACAUCACCAGCCAGAUAAUGGACCAGGUGCUGGGUGACGAGAGGGUGGCGAGGGGUUUCCGCGUCAAGUUUCCCGAGGACGUUCUCCAGGACAACUUGGCUGGACAGCUGUGGUUCGGUGCAGAGUGUCUAGCAGCGGGAUCCUCGAUCAUGAACAGAGAAGAGGAAUCCGCCGCAAUGCGCCCCCUAGCGAAAGCUCUCACGAGAAGUUUAGAAACAGUUCGAUCUCUUCUCCGCGAGCAGUGCUUGCGACCGCGCGGUCUUGCGUUACAAGACCACGAUGACAUGUUGCAUGAGAGUCUGAGAAUAUUUGACAGACUGUUCGCGGAAUUCGAACUGUGUUACGUGAGUGCAAUGGUCAACGUGAAAACGCCGCACGAGUUCGAAGCUCAACAACUCAUCUGCGUCUUGUUCUCCGAGAGUCUGCGGAGGGCGUUGAAGCAGAACCUCCUUACUCAGGAACAGGUGGACUCAUACGACCCGGCCCUGAUGUUCGCGGUACCUCGCCUAGCCAUUGUGAGCGGCCUACUUAUCUACUCUAGCGGGCCGUUGAGCAUAGACAAACUGCCGGAGGAGAUGUCCGACAUGUUCCGGCCUUUUCGCACACUGCUUCACAAGAUCAGGUCCCUGUUGUGGACUCUAGAUAGGCGGGAGCUGUUGGCUUUGGAGCGAUUUCUGUGCACCAACGAAGACGUUUCAAAUUUGGCGGGCCUUGAAAUACCUGCAGACGAUUCGACGCGAGAAUCCUGCUAUCCCGACAUAGGAGAGUUUGUUUCCAAGUUUUACGCGGACCAUGCACAUUGUAGGGACUUGUACACAACGCAAAGUUCGAGUGAACCGACAAUAACGGAUGGCGACUAUCUACCCGACAAUAUUGAAGUUAUGACGCCAAUAAUUGACGGUCUAAGACGCCUUAGCGAGGACAUCGACGAAUCGGAGAGAGAAUCCGAAAUAGACGACAGACAGACGGACACAGCUAGUACUGACACAUUCCAAACAAACGAGAGCAGAGAUUACGACAGAGCAAGAAAAAUUAGUAGGCCAGAGAACGACCUGUCUUCACUAAGAAACCUUUCAACAAAUGGCCUAAUGAUGUUCGACCCUCUAGUGAUAAACGCAGUGUCUGCAUCUUCCUCGAAUGGAGAUUCCAGACAAAUGCCCGACCAGGAGCUAGUCACGUCACUAAACGAACAAGUAACCGAAAUAGUCGAUAGACUCUCAUCGAUCGUUAGUGAUGUAGACAUACACGACAUCAAAAACCAUUCGUUCUCAACGAACGAUGUACCGACGCUUAUAUCGAAUGACAGUUCAGAGGAUUUCGGCUUCGCGGGACCCAGGAAUGAACAACUGAGCUGUAUGCCGUCAACUAGCCACGGAUAUUUAAUACCGAACGCGAUAAGUCAAGAACCGGUUGUGUUAGCAUCUUUAUCGCAUAACAACUCCGCCGUGUUCAAUCAAGACGAGGAAAAUGACUUUAAUCGUGCGAUAUUAAAUUCUGAUGUACCGUUGAUGAUGCCCAGUAUCGAAGCGGAUAUUGUUAAUAUGGAUAUGACCAUCGCAAGCGUGAAUUUGACUCAACUACUCAUAGCAAAAGAGGAAUUAAAAGAUAAUUGCGAAGAUAAUAUAGAAGUAGAUGAGGACAGCUUUCAUUCAGCUAAAAUGAAUAUGGAUAGAGAAGAAACGGUGAAGUUUAUGCUCGGUUACGAGAGCGAUCACGAUUCCCCAGCGGAUUCCGGUGUCAGCACAGAGAACACCAGUCUAGACCGCUCGCCGGACACAGAGCAGAGCAAAAACAUUAAAGAAACUCACUUCAUGCAACAGAACAGGGUAUUAAAAAGUCCAGUAGACGAAAGAAUAGAUGAGAAAGAGGCGAAGAAUACUCUAGAAAGUUCCUUUUCCGAUGUGAGAGACGACGUUGUAAAUAUAAAUUACGUUGAAGACGACACUCAGAAGAACGAAGCGGGGUCGUCUCACAUUGAAAGUUUAAACAUAGAUAGGUUAAGUGAAGACGGUUUGAACGAGGCAUCUAGUGUAAAUAGCGGUUCUGUACAAAAUUGGGGUUCAGCGAACCCCCAGGAAGAAUUUAAAACAAUUGAAGAUGUUAUUAGCGAGUUAAGGAGACACAGAGAGUCCGACAAGAAGAUCAGUUCGCUAGUAGAAGACAAUAAUAGGACUAACGAACCGAAUUGUUCACAAAGUAGUAAUUCUAGAAGGAAAACAAAGAAAUUGAGUUCCAAAAGUAAAAAAAAGAAAAAGUUAUGGUCGCCCGUCGGGCAUGUGAUAUUGGAAAAUCGCACGACGAAUCAAAACAGUCCGCUGAGAUUGAAUUUGGACCAUUUCGUAGAUGAAAGCGGAACGUCGGAGUGCGCUGACGACGAACAAAUCGCAUUAGCGUUGCAGGCUCAAGAGUUGGCGGCGAGGCAACAGGCGAGGGGGAAGUUCAAGUCAAGUGAAGAUCUCAUACACCGGCUAUUCGUGUGUAUAGCUGGUGUCGCCGACCAGCUACAGACGAACUUCGCAGCUGACCUGCGGAACAUACUAAAGGCGGUGUUCCAGAUGAACCAGACGAGCGAAAUACCAGAGACAAAGGAAGAGGAGACCAUAGUGUACCAGCCGUCCGAGGACCAGGUUAUGCAGAAUGGCAGCUCAUUCGACAGCGUCUACUCAGCUGAGGAAGUGUACGCAGACAGUAAUUCCGACUCGACAGGGUCGGAGUCGAAUACGCGACUGACGCGGCGGAACACGGUCAACGCGACGACCUUGAGUGAGCAAGCGACGCCGAGCGAGACGCGGAGGAAAUCCGUUGACCACAGCGGAAACCUGCAGGCCUCCGUGUCUACGGGAGAUCUCACUUAUACCAGGGAAGCGCGUACGCAGACCGUGAGCGUGGAACGUGCCCCGGAAUGGGUUCCGGAUAUCGCCGCGCCUGCGUGCAUGCGCUGUUCCGCCCACUUCACUGCUUUCAGAAGAAGACACCAUUGCAGGAACUGCGGUAAAGUAUUCUGCGCGUCCUGCAGUUCAAACUCCAUACCCUUACCGAGAUACGGGCAAAUGAAGCCCGUGCGGGUUUGCGAAGAAUGCUUCCAGACGAUAGCGCAGAACUGCCGGCGGCAGACGACGCACUACCGGUGAAGACUGUAGGAUGUUUUAUUAGAGGAAAUCUCUGUGCCGUUUGAUUGUGAACCUUAAUACUGUGGGAUAAAGUUUAAUUUGGAUUGCAGCUGGUAGGUUACGUUUAUCUUUGUUUUCUUCACGGAAUAUUUUAACUUUGUGUCUCUUACUUUCGAAACCAGUUUUCGUUACUUUUUAGUAUGUUUUAAAAGUAAAAUAUUAUACAUAAAAAAACUUCCAUUUAUUUUUAAUAACAACCCUUUUUUUUUGUUAAAAGAGAGGUAAGAAAAGACAGUCUACAAGUCUUGUAAUCUCGCUAGUUCCACUUUUUAUGAAUUUCAUCCCCAUCCGGAACACCAUAAACAAAAGGUUCCAAACUAAUGUUUAUUCCGCAGUAGAUAGGUUUUAACAUAAUAUGGCGAGUGUUGUGUAGCAAUAAUGUGUUAUUAUAUUACCCACUAAUAAAAUUCUACAUCACAUAAUUUUGUUUAUAAAAAAAAUUGUAUUAAAUAAACUAUUGAC
Messenger RNA from Pararge aegeria (speckled wood butterfly), 3994 nucleotides. Its product is annotated as lateral signaling target protein 2 homolog. NCBI's taxonomy places the organism in Eukaryota, Metazoa, Arthropoda, Insecta, Lepidoptera, Nymphalidae. Gene Ontology annotation, molecular function: metal ion binding. The transcript has 14 exons. The record is from RefSeq and is a predicted model, not a curated record. Bases 146 to 3493 code for a protein of 1115 amino acids. Gene Ontology annotation, cellular component: early endosome membrane.